Bacidia gigantensis is the source of this 1023-nucleotide messenger RNA. RefSeq names its product Golgi to ER traffic- protein (gene GET3). The coding region runs from base 1 to 1023 and encodes 340 amino acids. The transcript is spliced from 3 exons. Lineage: Eukaryota; Fungi; Ascomycota; Lecanoromycetes; Lecanorales; Ramalinaceae. The record is from RefSeq and is a predicted model, not a curated record. Gene Ontology annotation, biological process: post-translational protein targeting to endoplasmic reticulum membrane. Gene Ontology annotation, molecular function: ATP hydrolysis activity; ATP binding. Gene Ontology annotation, cellular component: GET complex.
AUGUCUGCCUCCAUCGAUGGAGACGCAGAGGAUCUCGCGCCAACCCUCGAGGGUAUCAUAAAUCAAAAGUCUCUCCGCUGGAUCUUCGUUGGUGGGAAAGGCGGUGUUGGCAAAACGACAACUUCUUCCUCCCUAGCCAUUCAACUAGCGAAGGUCAGAAAAUCAGUACUCCUCAUAUCCACCGACCCUGCCCACAAUCUUAGCGACGCAUUUAGCCAAAAGUUUGGGAAGGAAGCUCGACUCAUAGAUGGCUUCACCAACCUGAGUGCCAUGGAAAUAGAUCCAAAUGGCAGUAUUCAAGACUUACUGAAAGAGGGUGGUGAAUCUGCAGACGAGAUGAUGGCACAAACGGGAGGGUUGGGAGGAAUGAUGCAGGACCUUGCUUUCAGUAUCCCGGGAGUAGAUGAGGCAAUGUCGUUUGCAGAGGUUCUGAAGCAGGUCAAAAGUCUUUCGUACGAAGUCAUCGUCUUCGACACCGCACCGACGGGACACACACUUCGCUUCCUUCAAUUCCCUACCGUGAUGGAGAAAGCCCUGGCCAAGAUCUCGCAACUGUCCACCCAGUUUGGCCCCAUGCUCAAUUCCAUCGUCGGCGCUCGAGGUGGUUUGCCGGGCGGCCAAAGCAUGGACGACGUGAUCGCAAAGAUGGAGUCCCUCCGCGAAACGAUCUCCGAGGUCAAUACACAAUUCAAGAAUGCUGACAUGACGACAUUCGUAUGUGUGUGCAUUGCCGAAUUCUUGUCACUGUAUGAAACAGAGCGGAUGAUCCAGGAGCUAUCUGGCUAUGAAAUUGACACACACGCAAUCGUGGUCAACCAGCUGCUGUUCCCAAAGAAGUCGAAUGAAUGUGAACAGUGUAACGCCAGGAGAAAGAUGCAAAAGAAAUACUUGGAGCAGAUAGAAGAGCUUUAUGAUGAGUUCAAUGUGGUGAAGAUGCCACUGUUAGUAGAGGAGGUCAGAGGAGUGGAGAAGCUGAAAAGCUUCAGCGAGAUGCUAAUCAAGCCAUAUGAGGCACCGGAAUGA